Eublepharis macularius is the source of this 1444-nucleotide messenger RNA. It is a transcript of the gene MARCHF3, whose product is annotated as membrane associated ring-CH-type finger 3. The transcript has 6 exons. Gene Ontology annotation, biological process: protein ubiquitination. The record is from RefSeq and is a predicted model, not a curated record. NCBI's taxonomy places the organism in Eukaryota, Metazoa, Chordata, Lepidosauria, Squamata, Eublepharidae. Bases 397 to 1158 code for a protein of 253 amino acids. Gene Ontology annotation, molecular function: ubiquitin-protein transferase activity; zinc ion binding.
UCUCUCGUCCGCCGGCUUCGCCGCCUCCCUCGCUUCGGCUGGGGCUCGGCAGGAGGUCAAUGAAUUGUUCGAGGGCGGGCGAGACGGACGCGGCCGCUGGGCUCCCCGGCCCUGCCUGAAGCCCUCUGGGGCAGGCAUGCUUCUGUUGCGCGGCGCUCCACAGCCGGGACAGCUGCGUGGUGAGCAGUGGGACUCCUCGAGAGGAACGGACGGGCUGCGCGUGGCGAACCGGAGGCACUGACGGAGGGGUAGAUCUCUGGCAUUCCCAACCCGGAAACUAGUUGAUUGAUUCAUAUGGAAGACACAGCGGAGAGAAUGGAAUAAUGGUGACAGCCUGAUGAUGGAAAUCCUGUAUGAAUGUGGAAGCCAUUAGCAGAGUAAUUGCUGUCUGUUACCAUGACAACCAGCCGCUGCAGUCACCUGCCCGAAGUCUUACCAGACUGCACCAGCUCGGCUGCUCCCAUGGUAAAGACUGUGGAGGACUGUAGCAGCCUUGUGAAUGGACAGCCGCAGUAUGUCAUGCAAGUUUCAGCCAAGGACGGGCAGCUGCUGUCAACGGUAGUACGGACACUUGCUACUCAGAGUCCCUUCAAUGACAGACCAAUGUGUAGGAUUUGCCACGAAGGCAGCAGUCAAGAGGACUUGCUUUCGCCCUGUGAAUGUACAGGGACCCUGGGAACUAUUCAUCGCAGCUGCCUGGAGCACUGGCUGUCCUCGUCAAAUACCACUUACUGUGAACUCUGCCACUUUCGGUUUUCAGUAGAGCGCAAACCCAGGCCGUUGGUUGAGUGGCUAAGAAACCCGGGCCCACAGCAUGAGAAACGGACACUGUUUGGGGAUAUGGUGUGCUUCUUGUUUAUAACUCCACUGGCUACCAUCUCUGGCUGGCUGUGUCUGCGGGGAGCAGUGGACCACCUGCACUUUAGUAGUAGGCUAGAAGCUGUUGGCCUCAUUGCACUCACUGUCGCACUCUUCACAAUUUACCUCUUUUGGACAUUAGUAUCAUUUAGAUAUCACUGUAGACUGUAUAAUGAAUGGCGUCGGACCAAUCAAAGAGUUAUACUUCUCAUCCCAAAGUCUGCCGGCAUCCCUUCAAAUCAGCAGUCCUUGCUGGGCCUGCAUUCGGUCAAAAGGAACUCAAAGGAGACAAUCGUCUAAUUGUGCUAAUCCCACACCGGAGCCAUGAACUACAUGAGGGUGGCUGAUUCCAUCCCAAAUUUGGUAGUAUCAUAUGCGGAACAACAGACUCUUUGCACAGGGAAGAAGACAUCUGUUGCAACUGAAAUCAUGGAUGCUGCAAUCAUAUAUUUGCUAAGCUGCCAAACAUGUUUAAAAAUUUAGCAGAUACUGUAUGACAUUAUCUAAGACCAUGUUGAUAGCUGCAUCACUAGAGAUGCAACCCUUUUUUAUUGUUGUUUAAAGAUAUUAAACUAUGAUGGCUCAA